ACCACCUACCACGCAGAAAAGAAAGCGAUUACUACUGGUAGGUAAGGUUAGCUUACUCCAAAUAAUAGCACCAAGGAUUAGCCAUCCCUGUCUGAAGCAACAAGACCAGACGGCCAUCGGACUUUUUCGGGGAUCCCGAUAUUCCAUCAUCCACCCGGUUUUUGUUGGGUACGCACCACGAAAUGCCGCUGCGCAAAAAAAGAGGUCUAGCUUUGCGAGCCGACUAUGCUUUGUACAAUAGCAUCUGCAUCAUCCAUUAGACGCCAAGUGACCAAGCUUGCCGCUGGAUCCUGGCCCCAAGAUCCCCGUCGGAGCGAUCGGAAUACGCGAGUUUGAAGAAAGACGGGCAACUAACUAGGUAGGUGUGCAAGUGGGUCGAUCAAUCAUUCGGGCAGUAAAAAGAGCUGGGGUUCAUCUCCCCUUUCUGUAUUGAUUGACUUUGAUUGUUCCAUUUCAAACAACAGAUGAUAGAUAGUUCAUCCCGAUUACCCUAUUUCAAGUGCAAGAGGAUAGGACCCCUAGAGACCAUGAUUCCCCCUUACAUCGAGCCAAACGUGCUGGGCUUGGUGAAACUGACAGCAGUACUUCUUCCGAUUUAUCUGCUGGGCCACGCCGUGUACAAUCUGUUCUUCCACCCGCUGCGUCGCUUCCCUGGACCUUGUCUGCAGCACAUUUCGUACCACGCCUACGCCUAUAGGCUUUCCCGUGGAACGCUCGCCCACGACGUUGCGAAAUGGCAUAGGCAGUACGGUCCCGUGGUGCGCAUUUCGCCGGACCAGCUCUCUUUCAUCGAGCCAGAUGCCUGGAAGGACAUUUGUGGCCACCGCACCGGCUCCAAAGCGAAUGUCGAUGAGAUGCCAAAAUGGCCUGGCUUCUACACGGUCAACGGUCGCCCGCGCACAAUAAUCAACGAGACCAAGGAGAACCACGCCGUCCUCCGCCGCAGUUUGGCCCACGGCUUCAGCGACCGCUCCAUGCGCCUGCAGGAGCCCAUCAUUGGAAGCUACGUCGACUUGCUGAUUCGCCGCCUCAAGGAGAGGUGUCAUUCGGAGCCGGCUGCGGACAGACCCGGUGGCCUCACCACGCGCCAGGACAUCAAGACCUGGUACAACUGGACCACGUUUGACGUGAUUGGCGACCUGGCAUUCGGCGAGCCCUUUGACUGUCUCGAAAAGGCAGAGUACCACCCCUGGGUCGACAACAUGAACAAAACCACCAAGAGUUUUGGCGCCUUCAUGGCACUGAAGCUCGUCGGCUUCCACUGGCUCGUGACCGCCAUCCUCAAAUACGGACUCUCCAAGACUCGCGAGGACCACAUGAGGAGGACCAUGGCCAAGAUUGAACGCCGCGCCUCGCUGACGGUAGAGCGCCCCGACCUGAUCGAGGGCCUGCUCCAGCUCAAAGGUCUGGGGAAGGAGCAGAUUCGAAUCACCGCAGGCACACUUAUCAUUGCCGGUUCCGAAACGACAGCCACCCUGCUUUCCGGCGUUACUUACCUGUUACUGAAGAACCCCGAGAAGCUUGCUCGCCUCAAUGAGGAGGUGCGAUCCGCCUUCAACGACGACAACGAGAUCACACUGAUGUCGGUCGCGAAUCUGCCCUAUAUGCUGGCCUGUUUGGACGAGGCCGCGAGGCUUUACCCGCCCGUUGCCGGCGGUACUCCGCGUGUGGUGCCUGCUGGGGGUGCAAGCAUUGCUGGUACCUAUGUUCCUGAGAAUACUGUCGUCAGCGUGUGGCAGAUGGCUGCGUACCAAAACGAGCAAAACUUCCACGAGCCUUUCAGCUUCAAGCCCGAACGAUUCAUCGAGCGGAACAGUAAGGUCAACACACGCGAUAGGUUUGAAGUUUUGCAACCUUUCUCGGUCGGGCCCAGAAAUUGCAUUGGUCGAAACCUUGCCUACGCCGAGAUGCGCCUCAUCCUGGCCAAGAUCUUGUUCAACUUUGACAUUGAGCUCGCGGACAAGGAAAAGGACUGGAUCGAUCACAAGAGUUACGUGCUUUGGGACAAGCCAGCAUUGGACAUUUAUUUGACUCCGGUUAGGCCAUAAUCUUUCUGCAGCUGGACCGCGCUGGAUGUGAUUUUUUUUCAGCAUGCAAUGUUAUUUUAAGCUUUCUUAUUUUGGUGUCUUGGAUACAUCUGAAUUUAACAUGACUCUUUUGGAAUGAAAAGAAAGUCCGUUAUGAGAUUUUAGUUCAGUCC
Pyricularia oryzae 70-15 is the source of this 2200-nucleotide messenger RNA. RefSeq lists its product as uncharacterized. Bases 465 to 2048 code for a protein of 527 amino acids. The record is from RefSeq and is a predicted model, not a curated record. The transcript is spliced from 4 exons. Gene Ontology annotation, molecular function: heme binding; monooxygenase activity; iron ion binding. NCBI's taxonomy places the organism in Eukaryota, Fungi, Ascomycota, Sordariomycetes, Magnaporthales, Pyriculariaceae.